AUGGAUCCCAACAACUACUACAAUAACAAAGGUUCGCGACCAGAUCCGUCACAAACACCGUCACCAUACUCAGCCUACGGCGGUGCACCGUCGACCGUGAGCUACCCCGAACCGCCGGCGUACUCGUCACAGCAGUACUUGGGUCCGGGAAAUGGCAGGCCGAACCAACAACAACAACAACAGCCAGUAAACGGAAACUCGCCGUUUGAUAGCGUCUUCGACGACAAUGCCUAUCCAAUGAACGGCCAAAGAACACAGAUGCCCGCGGGCCAGAAUGGCAGGUCACAGCAGCAGCCAGACACGGGAUACUAUGGCGGUGGCACUUUCCAAAGGCAGGAUUCGGAUCCGAUGGCCUCGCGCGACGACAUACCCCUGCAGGAGCGAUUGGAUCGACAUAAACAGCAACAUGGCAGCCAUGUUGACGACCCCGAGGGUGGCAUGCCUGGUGCGGCUGCGGGUGGUCCCGGAGGGGUCGGCCGCGGCAAGUCGAUGAAGCAGAAGAUUAGGUUCGGCGAGCUGGGCAUGUUGACCAGCGGCAAGCAGAAGGUCGCAUGGGUCUGCUGGACAUUUUUCAUAAUACAGAGUGCCGUUUUCGUUGGGGAGAUUGUCAAGAAUGCGCAAUUAACGGGCUCCCCGAUCAUGAUCAGGCCUCAGUUCAACCCAAUGAUUGGCCCGACACCCUACGUUCUCAUCAACAUGGGCGCGCGCUACAUGCCCUGCAUGCACAAUGUCGAUGGCGUCCAAGACUCCCCAAAUGUUAUCUCAUGGCCCUGCCCCAACAUGACCACGCAGGCUCCGGCUUGCACCUUGUCGCAGCUAUGCGGUUUCGAUGGUGUCCCCGAGCCCAAGUACGGUGAGCGUACGGGCAAAAAUGGCCAACCGGGCCCCGACAAAGAUGACCAGCCGAAUCAGUGGUUCCGUUUCAUCACGCCCAUAUUCAUGCACGCAGGCUUGAUUCACAUCGGCUUCAACAUGCUGCUGCAAUUGACCCUGGGUCGCGAGAUGGAGCAGGCCAUCGGCUCCAUCCGCUUCUUCCUCGUCUACAUGAGCGCUGGAAUCUUUGGCUUUGUGUUGGGAGGCAACUAUGCAGGCGCGGGUACGCCCUCGACCGGCGCGUCGGGCUCGCUCUUUGGCGUCAUCGCGCUGACCCUUAUCGAUCUUCUCUACUCGUGGAAAGACCGCAAGAACCCUGUCAAGGAUCUGCUCUUCAUCUUUCUCGACAUUGCCAUCUCGUUCGUCCUGGGCCUGCUCCCGGGCUUGGACAACUUUUCCCACAUUGGCGGCUUCCUCAUGGGCCUCGGACUGGGCGUGUGUCUGCUCCACUCUCCGAACUCGCUGCGCCGCCGCAUCGGCGUCGACUCGCCCCCCUAUGCGAGCGUCACCUCGGGCCAGGACAGCCAGACCGCCCCUCCGUUUUAUAAGAACCCGAUCGGCUUCUUCAAGGGUCGUAAGCCGCUAUGGUGGGCGUGGUGGCUGAUCCGUGCCGGCGCGCUAGUCAUCGUCACCAUUGGUUUCAUCCUGCUCCUCAACAACUUUUAUGUCGUGCACCAAAAGUGCAGCUGGUGCAAGUAUUUGAGUUGCAUCAACAUCAACAACUGGUGCGAAAUGGAAGAUUUGAAGUUUGAGACCACUUCAACAAGCGGUGCAACAUCAACGGCUGCAACUAGUGCAUAG
Molecule: messenger RNA, 1674 nt
Organism: Pyricularia pennisetigena
Lineage: Eukaryota; Fungi; Ascomycota; Sordariomycetes; Magnaporthales; Pyriculariaceae
Exons: 3
Coding region: 1-1674 (557 amino acids)
Biological process (GO): proteolysis
Cellular component (GO): membrane
Molecular function (GO): serine-type endopeptidase activity
Source: RefSeq, a predicted model, not a curated record